CUUCGGAUAGAGGAAAAUUAUAUCAGGCCUACCUCUUUUAAAUAAAAAAUGUAUUUAAUUUCCAGAAAUAUUUUACUCUGUCGCCGGCAGCAACGUCUGCACCAAUUGGGCAAACAAACGUUGAUUAAUAUUUGUGCAAAAUCAACGAAACAAGAGCCGCUACAUAAAUUGGACAUCAGCCCUAUUGACGCCGAUACCGUUCCGGCAACAACAGCAGCAGUUUGUAGUCACAUCAUGAGUGGGCGGUAUCGUGGUAGAGGCGGCGGUGGGCACUAUGGAGGUGGUGGUGGGGGUGGAGGUGGCAAUGGAGGCUACGGCGGUGGCUAUAACGACAAUUUUGACAAUUAUCGCGGCGGCGGUGGAGGUGGAGGCUUUAAUGACAAUUUCGGCCCUGGGCCGAAUCCCUUCAACAUGGGCCCGAACAUUUCUGGCAACGAAUUGAUGCAGCUAAUGAGUGCCAUGGCAAGUAACUUCAGCAUGAAUUCACAGCCACCACAACCGAUGCGUCAGAGCUGUGGCGAGCUGCGUAAUCAUCACUGUGGCAUGUUUGUAGAGCUCUCAGGCCGUUUAAUUAAGAAGCGCGUAAAUCGCUUUGCCGAGCUACGUGAUCGCAACGGCGGCGCCUGUCAGCUGGUGGUGCUGGAGGAUAAGCAUCCACGUGUGGCGCGUCGCAUGAAUAACAUGCCAGAGAAUACAACAUUAACUAUUGUGGGCCAAGUGAUGAGAAGGCCCCAUAAUUCGUGCAAUCAAACAAUGCCCACUGGUGAAGUUGAGGUGGAAGUGCAGGAUAUACUAAGCAUACACUUUCCAGCGAGCGGCACCAAGCGCGCGGGAGACAAACGCACCUACAGCACCUACAGCACCAUGGCGCAGCAACAGAGCAAUCUGGGCAUAACCAGCACGGAGUAUAAGAUUGCAAAGAAUGAAAACAUUUUGAAAUAUUUUGAAAAUCGUGAUCUGACCUGCAAUGAUUUGCGGCGCGAGGAUGUAGGCAAGACAGUAACGCUUGUGGGUUGGAUACCUUCAGCCAAGAACAAUAAGUUCUUGCAGCUAAAGGAUGGCUAUGGGCAGACGCAGCUUAUGAUCAAUGAUACAGCGCUAAUGGACACAUUUUUGUCUACACCCGAGGCGACAGUGGUGCAAAUUGUGGGGAAAGUGCUCGGCAGGCCAAAGGCAAACAUUAAUUUGAAAUAUGAAACGGGUGAGGUAGAAGUAAGCGUUACCAACGUCAAGGUCUUGAACCCCGAUGAUCCCUAUGAAGGACCUUUAAAGGUCAAGGAAAAGCUGCAAAAGCUUUCCAUAGAUGAUUUGGAGGCUGAGGAGGCAGCUGCUGCUGCUGGCAGUAAUGCCAACAACGGUGAUAAUGCUGCGGAUGGCAGCGAUGCUCGUGUACCAACUGCUACACAAACAUCGGAUGAAUCGAAGCGGCAACGCAAGGUGGCGGACAUUAAUAAAUUUGCAGAUCGCACGCACCAUUGUGGGGAACUGACGUCCAAUGAAAUCAAUGAGAAGGUUGUCAUCUGUGGCUGGCUGGAGUUUCAACGCAUGAACAAGUUCUUUAUACUACGCGAUGCCUACGGACAGACGCAGGUGCUUAUUUUGAAUAGGACCAAGGGUCUGGAGGAUUUCGCAGAGACAGGCGUGCCUAUUGAGUCUAUUGUGCGCGUGGAGGGCACUGUUAUUCCACGUCCGGCGGCUACCGUUAACCCAAAAAUGCAUACUGGCUAUGUGGAAAUUGAGGCCGACAAAAUCGACAUAUUAAAUUCAGCUAAAAAGAAUCUGCCCUUCGAGAUACGCAAGUUUAAUCGAGCUGGCGAGCGUUUGCGCUUGACUCAUCGCUAUUUGGACUUGAGAUUCAACGAUAUGCAACACAAUCUGCGCUUGCGCUCUCAAGUUAUUAUGCGCAUGCGUGAAUAUUUGAUAAACUACUUGGGCUUUGUCGAAGUGGAGACUCCAACGCUGUUUCGUCGCACGCCUGGCGGCGCACAGGAGUUUGUGGUGCCCACACGCAAAGCUGGACACUUUUAUUCACUUGUGCAGAGUCCGCAGCAAUUCAAACAGAUGCUCAUGUCCGGCAGCAUCGAUCGCUAUUUUCAGGUAGCGCGUUGCUAUCGCGAUGAGGCCACGCGCCCGGAUCGUCAGCCCGAGUUUACGCAGCUGGACAUUGAGCUGUCCUUUACCAGCAGGCAUGACAUUAUGCAGCUGAUUGAGGAAACGCUGCGCUACUCGUGGCCCAAGCAUCUAGGUAAAUUGCAGACGCCUUUCCGUCGUAUUACCUACGAGGAGGCCAUGGAGAAAUACGGCUGCGACAAGCCGGACACGAGAUUUGGCUUUCUGCUCAACAAUGUCACAGAAAUUAUCGAGAAGAGCGAGAACUUCAAAGAGAAAUGCGAAGAUUUCAGCGCUUAUGCUAUUGUGGUGCGUGCUAGCGAAGCCUUUUGGAAUGGAGCAGCAAGAAAGCAUUACGAGAGCUUGAGCAAAUCCUUUCCAGGCACGCUGUUUGUGCGCAAGUUUAAUAUAAACAAGGAUGUGCAGGAGCGUCUCACAAAGCUGCUGGGCUUGGAUGUGGCGAAUGAAGUUAUUGAAAAGUUUGAUCUGGAGGAGAAUGACUUGCUGUUUCUAUGCAUAGGCUCCAAGACGGAAGCGCGCAACUGUUUGGGUCGCAUACGUUUGGACUAUCACGAGUUUCUGGUGGAGAAUGCCAAGGCCAAGAAGAUUAACGACUAUCGUUUUCUUUGGGUUAUUGACUUUCCACUCUUUGAACGCAACAGACAGACCAAGCAGCUGGAGAGCGUGCAUCAUCCAUUUACGGCGCCACUGGUUGAGGAUUUGGACAAGUUUGCCACCAGCUGUGAUAAUCUGGAAACCAUACGCUCCGAGGCCUACGAUUUGGUAUUGAAUGGUCAGGAGGUUGGCGGCGGUUCCAUGCGCAUACACGAUCGUGAUAUGCAGCAUUUCAUCUUGGAGCAAGUGCUAAAGAUUCCUCACGAUCACUUGUCACAUUUGCUGAGUGCGCUGGAAUCGGGUUGCCCACCACAUGGCGGCAUUGCCUUGGGUUUGGAUCGCCUCAUAGCCCUCAUGUGCCGUGCGCGUUCCAUACGCGAUGUGAUUGCAUUCCCCAAGUCGUUGAAUGGACGUGAUCCGCUCUCAAAUGCGCCGGUGCCCAUAUCGGAUGACGAAAUGAAGCUCUAUCAUAUUUCAGUAACGGAGGCGGAGGAAGAGGAUGAGGAGGCGACUGCCAGCACAAAUAUUUCAGCGCAGGAGGAUGAUGAUCCGGAUGCAGUGCGUGCGCCGCCAUCACCCAUGUCUGGCACCAGCGACAACGAGCAGGCGGGCAUGGAUGUGGACAUCAAAACAGAGCCGCUGGAUGAGGCGACAACAAAAAGAGCAAAGUCACCAUCGCCAGCAAAAUCACAAUCACCAACAUCAACAGCAACAGCAGCAGCAACUGCAACCUCGGAAGAGUUGUCAGCGGUUGUUACAAAAACAGAAGCCCCCGCAGAAACGCCAGAGUCACCCGAUUCGCCUGCUACGUCUGCUUCGCCUGUUACGCCAGUGCCACGCCCCAAACGUCAGGUUAAGAAGAAGGUGUAAGCCCAUGGCGCAGCAUUAAGCAUUUAAUUCCUAAGCUCAAAGAGAUGUGCGGAGAAUGUGAGUGUCGGGUUGGAAGCCAAGGUCAAUAAGUCCAGUAAUUGGACGCAAUGCAAACAUAAGGGGACACUGCUGCUGGUGUCGUGUGUGUGGUUUUAUUUAUAACAUUUUCCUAUCCCCCUAUCCAUGCUAAACAUUACCCACAUGCAACUAUGCCCACUCUAUGCCCCAUCAAGUCAAAUUUUAAUUAUAUGGCAAUUUAUUACAAUUUAUAAUAUUAUAUACCUUAUUAUACAACAACAAUAACAA
Molecule: messenger RNA, 3900 nt
Organism: Drosophila busckii
Lineage: Eukaryota; Metazoa; Arthropoda; Insecta; Diptera; Drosophilidae
Gene: AspRS-m
Product: aspartate--tRNA ligase, mitochondrial
Biological process (GO): aspartyl-tRNA aminoacylation
Cellular component (GO): cytoplasm; mitochondrion
Molecular function (GO): ATP binding; aspartate-tRNA ligase activity; nucleic acid binding
Source: RefSeq, a predicted model, not a curated record